GGGUGCCUUUUUACCCACAAAUUUAUUUGCACCGAUGCCAAUUCCCUUGGACCAGCUUGGACUUGGAUAGGCCAUUGAAGCCACUGCAAGUUCAACGGCAAUACAAAAAUGCAAACAUCAUCUUCCCCAACAGUCCCCUCUUCUCUGCCAUGUCCUCCUCCCCAUACUACCCUCAAGCAUUCCCACAAUUUUUUCCAACCCGUUGACCGCCGUCACCUCCUCACCUCCAUCGCCAUCUCCAUUAGUCCCUUCUUCACAUCCUCUCAGCCUCCGGCCGCCGCCGCCCGCGGCCUCUUCCAAAUGCCGCCGGUUCGCCUCGUCAACCGGUACUACUUGGUGAGGGCCGGGGAGUCUGAAUUCGAGAACUUGGGGGUAAUUAACACAAACCCAGUUGCGAAGGCGUCUGUCGAUAGUGGGUUGUCUGAGAAAGGGAAGAAACAGGCUGUGAAGGCAGCUUUUGAGUUGAAGGCAAUGGGGGCGUGCAAAGAUGGUUGCUGGAUUUGGCCUUCCAUUACUCAGAGAGCUUAUCAGGCCGCCGAGAUCAUUGCAGUGGUCAAUGGUAUCAAUCGGAGUUAUAUAGUCCCUGAGUACAGCUUUCUUGAUGCUCGCGGAUUGGGAGCUUAUGAGGGCAAGAGCUUAGAUUCUCUUUCAGAAGUAUACGCUUCGGAUAGCAUUUCUCCGAACAUUAAACCUCCUCCAAUUGACGAUGGAACGCUAAAUGAAAGCGUUGCAGAUGUGUUUGUUCGCAUAACACAACUCAUGUCAAUUCUUGAGACUCAAUACUCUGGGAAUACUGUCAUUAUUGUUUCUCCAGAUUCUGACAACUUAACAAUCCUACAAGCUGGUUUAGUCGGGCUUGAUCUUCGAAUGCAUAGAAAUCUUUCUUUUGGUCCGGGGGAAGUCAGAUUUGUUGACCCUAGUACCAUACCUGCUUACAAGCCUCGUGCUUCAGCUGUAUAUAAGUGUUCGAACCCACCAAGCUGUACAUAAACUCCAUGUUUGGGUCCUUUGAGAGCAUGGAGUUCGAAUCAUAGGUUUGGAUUUGUGAAAAUGUCAAUAAAAUGUAAGAUAAAAUUGUUGAAUUUCGCUCAAACUUACAAGUUCAAACCAAAGAGUAUUUCCUUUGUGUCUCA
Malania oleifera is the source of this 1133-nucleotide messenger RNA. RefSeq lists its product as uncharacterized. The coding region runs from base 109 to 990 and encodes 293 amino acids. The record is from RefSeq and is a predicted model, not a curated record. NCBI's taxonomy places the organism in Eukaryota, Viridiplantae, Streptophyta, Magnoliopsida, Santalales, Ximeniaceae. The transcript is spliced from 5 exons.